CAUCUCUUUUUCGAGAUGACCUUGUCACUUGGCUGGACUUCAGCAGCUGAUCUGACCCGAAGAAUACUGGAAUGCUGGUACCCCUAUGACAUUGAGCGAUUCUGAUACUGUGAGCCUCUGUCUGAUUGCUUUGUCCUUCCGAUGUUAAUACAGAAUGUGGAGAACGAUGGUAAAAGUUGGCUCGCUCCUUUUGUGCUACUCCAGCCAAGAAAAGGCUUCUUAUUCCCAUGACGUUAAUGUUCUCACUCUCCUAGCAACACCCAGUUAAUUGAAAGUCAAGGAGGAGGAUUUGAUGAUCGGUUCCAGUUGGAUCGAAAGCUGUAUCCAUCAUCCCAAGGAGAAGAUGAAAUUUCCAUUCUAUUGGCCUUUUGUCCAAGCGGCCCAAUAACAUUUCGUUCUGGAUACUGGAAGAUAAAGACUGUUCUGGUUAUGGCUACUGAUCCUACGUGAUAAGUGUGCGGCCGCAAGCUCUUGGACUCAUGACUGGGUAUACCAUGUUGCGGAAUGGGGGCGUAGGCAACGGAGGCCAACCGUGGAUGUUACGAUGGUCCAGUCGCAUUCGUCUCACUUGGCUGAGCUUCACUCUGUUCAUCAUUCUCGUCUUCUUCCCUCUCAUUGCCCAUUACUACUUAACCACCAUAGAUGAUGCCGACGAUGCGGGCAAGCGCAUCUUCGGCCCCCGCACAGGCAACGAGCUGUGUGAGGUGAAGCACGUCCAAGAUUUGUGCCGCAUCCGAGAGUCGGUGAGUGAAGAGCUGCUUCAGCUGGAGGCGAAGCGGCAGGAGCUGAACAGUGAGAUUGCCAAGCUGAACCUCAAGAUUGAAGCCUGCAAAAAGAGUAUCGAAAACGCCAAACAGGAUUUGUUGCAGUUGAAGAACGUCAUCAGUCAGACGGAGCAUUCUUACAAAGAACUGAUGGCUCAGAACCAGCCCAAGCUCUCUCUGCCGAUCCGGCUACUACCGGACAAAGACGAUUCUAGCUUCCCUUUGCCAAAAUCCAACAGGAACUGCCGGCUACACAACUGCUUUGACUAUUCACGAUGUCCACUAACCUCUGGUUUCCCAGUGUAUGUCUACAACAGUGACCAGUUCAGUUUUGGGAGCUCCAUAGACCCUUCCAUUAAGCAAGCCUUUGAAUCCACUGUCAGAACUAAUGUGUACGUUACUGAAAAUGCAAACAUUGCCUGCAUAUAUAUCAUCCUAGUAGGAGAAAUGCAGGAGCCUGUCAUGCCAAAACCUACUGAACUAGAGCAACAGUUGCACACUCUGCCAUAUUGGAGGACUGAUGGACACAACCAUCUCAUUAUCAACCUAUCCAGGAAGUCUGAAACUCAGAACUUCCUUUAUAAUGUCAGCACGGGGCGAGCCAUGAUUGCCCAAUCCACUUUUUACGAUGUACAGUAUCGCCUGGGUUUCGACAUUGUGGUGUCCCCUCUGGUCUACGCUAUGUCUGAACCCAACUUCCUAGAGAUCCCACCCCAGGUGCCAGUCAAGCGAAAAUACUUAUUCAGCUUCCAAGGGGAAAAGGUUGAAUCUCUCCGAUCUAGCUUACAGGAAGUGCGUUCCUUUGAAGAAGAAAUCGAAGGCAAUGCGCCGGCAGACUAUGACGAUAGGAUCAUUGCUACCUUGAAGGCUGUUCAGGACAGCAAGCUAGACUUUGUCUUGGUCGAAUUCACAUGUAAGAACCAGCCCAAGCCAAGCCUGCCCACUGAGUGGGCUCUUUGUGGAGAAAGGGAAGACAGACUAGAGCUACUGAAACUAUCUACUUUUGCACUGAUAAUCACGCCGGGGGACACCCACCUUGUCGUCUCCGCUGGGUGUGCCAUGAGACUGUUUGAGGCUCUGGAAGUUGGAGCCAUCCCCGUGAUCCUUGGAGAGCAGGUCCAGCUACCCUACCACGACGUGAUCCGGUGGAACGAGGCAGCCUUAAUCAUACCAAAGCCACGUAUCACGGAAGUGCACUUCCUCCUGAGAAGCAUUUCUGACAACGACCUCUUGGCCAUGAGGAGGCAAGGCCGCUUCUUGUGGGAGACGUACUUUUCCACCUCGGACAGUGUCUUCAACACAGUCUUGGCCAUUGUAAGGACUCGAAUCCAAAUCCCAGCUAUCCCCAUUCGAGAGGAAACAGCAGUGGAAAUCCCUCACCGGUCUGGCAAAGCUACCGGCACAGACCCCAACAUGGCUGACAAUGGGGAUUUAGAUUUGGGGCCAGUAGAAACAGAGCCGCCUUACUCAUCCCCCAAAUAUCUACGAAAUUUUACCCUCACCGCAAUGGACAUUUACAGAAACUGGAACUCAGCUCCCGGUCCUUUCCACCUCUUUCCCCAUACCCCCUUCGAUCCUGUUCUGCCAUCGGAAGCCAAGUUUUUGGGAUCAGGGACUGGAUUUCGACCUAUUGGAGGAGGAACCGGUGGCUCUGGGAAAGAGUUCCAAGCGGCGUUGGGUGGCAAUGUCCCAAGAGAGCAGUUUACGGUAGUCAUGUUAACCUAUGAACGAGAAGAAGUAUUAAUGAACUCCUUGGAGAGGCUGAAUGGUCUCCCUUACUUAAACAAAGUGGUGGUAGUCUGGAAUUCCCCCAAGCUUCCAUCAGAGGAUCUCCUGUGGCCGGACAUUGGUGUUCCAAUUGUGGUUGUACGCACAGAGAAGAACAGUUUGAACAACCGGUUUCUGCCCUGGGAUGAGAUAGAGACAGAGGCCAUCUUGUCUAUUGAUGAUGACGCCCAUCUUCGCCACGACGAGAUUAUGUUUGGAUUCCGAGUCUGGAGAGAAGCCAGAGACCGCAUUGUUGGAUUUCCUGGGCGGUACCAUGCAUGGGACAUUCCUCACCAGUCCUGGCUCUACAACUCCAAUUAUUCCUGUGAACUGUCCAUGGUGCUGACGGGUGCGGCCUUCUUUCACAAAUACUAUGCCUACCUGUAUUCAUACGUGAUGCCACAGGCUAUCCGUGAUAUGGUGGACGAAUAUAUCAACUGUGAGGAUAUUGCCAUGAACUUCUUGGUCUCUCAUAUCACCCGGAAGCCGCCUAUCAAGGUGACCUCCCGUUGGACUUUCCGCUGCCCCGGCUGCCCUCAGGCUCUUUCUCACGACGACUCCCACUUCCACGAGCGGCACAAGUGCAUCAACUUCUUUGUCAAAGUCUACGGCUACAUGCCUUUGCUGUACACCCAGUUCCGCGUGGACUCCGUCCUCUUCAAGACCCGGCUGCCCCAUGACAAGACGAAAUGCUUCAAGUUCAUCUAGAGACGAUGGGGAGGCAGCCUUGGCAAUGGACUUCAGGCCCCUCCCAAGGUGUAAGGAGGAGGACUGCCCAGAGAUGACGACACCCCCCCAUCUCCCUUUUCACUCUCGAGUAGACACGAGCAGGGCAAGCCCCGCUAGAACUGUAUGGAGUGGGGCCCAGCUCAGAGACUCAGCCUCGAAUAAGUGGAUGAGGAAUAAAAACAGAGACACUGGUUUAGUCGCCCAGCUAGUGGGUUAUCCAAGGGCAAAACUGGGGUUUUUAAAAUAAUAAUAAUUAUUUAAAACAGAAGUGUUUUAGAUAUGCCUCGUCAUGAGGCUUUGGGCAGGGGUGGGGUCGGGCAGGGAGGGGGGAACAAAUAUUUCACUUUGGUUCUUCUCCGUACCCCGUCCGUAUGUUGGUUGGGGAGAAGCAGAACCCCAGGGCGAGGGUGGAGAAGCACCCCACGCUUCAUGCUAGCCCGGCGUGUUCUUGGGCCAGCCGCGUUUGGCCAUCAGAGGCCCUUAGUUGCUAGCCACUUUGUAUGUGGCACUUAAGAUCUGCUUGGGAUUGUGUGGAGGAAAAGGGUGAAUCUCUUCCAUUGAACCUCUUCUUCUCUCCUCCUCUGCUUCCUGUGACUGCUAAGGGAGAACCUGCUGCUGAGCUUCCCCCUUCGACUCCCAUUGUGGUAAAGUCACUUCUGGAAGCCCAUCUUUUCCCCUUGCACCUGCUGAUGGAUUGCGCUUUGACCCUCUUCCAGGUUGACUUCCCAGACCAUCAGACCAUCCAUUUCCUCCCCAGUGCCCGGUCCCUCCUCAGAAGGAAAGACACACACACACCCGGAGCCCUUUUCCUCAGCUCCUGUGUUUCUUUCUUUGCCACUUGAGGGUUAAUUCAGCUCGAGUAUCGCAGCCACCCGUAAGUCUUGGCUGAAAAGUCUUAAUUUAAGCCUUUCUUAAGCAGCACAGAAAGCUGCUCCAUUGUGUGUGACGACCGGGCCAAUGCAGUGGGCCGUUCUCCAAUACCCUGUUUGCAGUCGUUUUUCUGCAAAAGGAAUGCUCGGGGGGGUUGCGCAUGUGUGUUGUGUCUGUUUUUUUUUUUUUUUAUCUGUUGGAUGUGGCCUCUUAGCAACUCUGUCGCAAUCUGUUCUGUCACACACACAAACACACUACACACACACACACACACAAACCCCUCUCUAUGACAGGCUCAGGUGUCCUGUUUUGGUUUGCUAAUGGAAUAUACCCAAAUCCAUCCUCCAUUAGCAAUCUCUGUGCCUCUCCAGCCGACUCGCUAAUUCUGUGUCCCUUGCCCUCCGCAUCCUGAUCAACUCUCGUUUCCUGGUGGUUUCUCCCUCGCUCUUAGGAUUGGAGUGACAUUAACAACCAAAAGAUAAGCAACUGGUCCGGUAACCGGGAGCACUGAAGGGCGGCGGGACCAGCAAAAAAGGGCAUUUCCAAUGUUCUCAAACAUGUCAAUGCUGGCUCUUUUUCCAAGGGCAUCAUCUUCCUUUAAAAGUGUCCAUGUGUACACUUAAAAACCCUGGGGGCUUCUUGAUAUCAUUCCCUCCUGGGGCUGUGCUGCUCACCACUUCUUCUUUUUUUAAGACCGGCUGGUGCCAUUGCUUCAGAAGAGUACACUGGAGGGUGAAGUUACCGUAGGGCCCUUUGCAGCUUGAGUUCAAGUCUUCUAUUUCCAGUGGUCCUCAAAGGAUGGAAACAGAAGUGGGAAUGAGGAUCUUUCCCUUCAGCAGACCGUGAAGUAAGCCAGUGGGUUUCACCAGGCUGUGAACCCACAGGUCUAUAGUAUCCCACCUGAAAACUCUGCCGUAGUCUUUAUCCUCCCCUUUGGAAUCUUGGUAAUUAUGGCGAGAGGGCAGGAGAGGCAGACCCGACGGGAAAGGCAUUCUUUGGAAGUCCAGGGUUUGGUGUGCAGCUCCGUACAUUCUUUUCUUUCCCUCCGGAACGGUCUGUGGGAUACUGACCCGCUGUUCCCGGCUACGAGGAAUGUGUGGAAGCUCCGUGAGCACCAAAUUUUAAGUAGAGGUUUAAAAAAAAUGGGAAAUGGGAGGGAGGGAUCUAAAACCCAACACGAGCACAAUAUUCAUGUGUUGAAUUUUGUAAAAGGAGAAAAUAAACUCAGAGUUUAACUUG
Messenger RNA from Pogona vitticeps (central bearded dragon), 5369 nucleotides. NCBI's taxonomy places the organism in Eukaryota, Metazoa, Chordata, Lepidosauria, Squamata, Agamidae. The record is from RefSeq and is a predicted model, not a curated record.